Sugiyamaella lignohabitans is the source of this 2232-nucleotide messenger RNA. RefSeq names its product GTP cyclohydrolase II (gene RIB1). The record is from RefSeq and is a predicted model, not a curated record. The transcript has a single exon. The coding region runs from base 1 to 2232 and encodes 743 amino acids. Lineage: Eukaryota; Fungi; Ascomycota; Dipodascomycetes; Dipodascales; Trichomonascaceae. Gene Ontology annotation, biological process: riboflavin biosynthetic process. Gene Ontology annotation, molecular function: GTP cyclohydrolase II activity.
AUGCUCGAGGACCACAAUAACCGUUCGUCUUUACUAUCCGACAAUUCUCAGUUAUCAUCGAAUUUGGCUUCUGAAACAGAAAGUUCUGUAUCGACCGUAUCCACUUCUUGUAGCUCACAAAGUUGCAGUCCUGGUUCUACAAGUCGUCCUUCAUCGGUUGUUGUUGCAGGUCCAAGUUGUUUUAAAUUAAGCUUAGAUCAUUUUGCGCAUUUGGCCGACUCUACCGACCCCGACUUUGUCGACACAUCCCGCCAGCCGCAUGAUCUGUUGCACCUUGAAUCUCAACCAAGCACUGACAAAUUGAGAAGUGAACCUGAUCAUUGUUUAGAUCAAGGUUAUUCGAGUCAAAACGAGCAACUUUUUUUGGACGAGGACAGUGGUUAUAGUGUACCCAAGCACAGUUUAGAAGAAUAUCGACAAAAAUCGGAUUCCAGGUCCAAUCCGCCCUCUCAGCUGUCUCAACCGUCGCCUUUUGUCGAGAACAUUCCAAAUCAACAGUGCCGUAAGGACUCAAUUUCUGAAUCAAAUUCUGAUCAAAUUCUGGAUUCAAAUCUUGAUCAUUUGGUCGACCAAGGUUUCAUUGAAGAGAAUAAAUCGUUGUUACAAGGUCACAAGAACGAAAACUUGCAAGUCCACACUGAGUCGACUCCUUCUCCGCACUUUUUGAAUCUACCCCCGCAUCACACCUCAGACUUAUCACAACAGGUAGCUUGGAUAUCCAGUCAAUCGGACCAAAAUAUAAAGAGUUUGUAUCAGCAACAGCUCAGUCGACACCAGCAUCUCCAGCUGCAGCAAUUACUACAGUUCCCUGCAGCCAGCUCUUGGUCAUACCAACAUUCUGAACAACAUCAACAGCUGUUAGAACGCAGUAUCCAAGCAACUGCAACUGGUUUGAACAACUCCAUAACUGUCUUGGAAAGUCAAAACCAACAAAGAAAUCACCAACAAACUCACAACCCACCACUAAGUCAAAAUCAGAACACAACAAUGUCGUCACCAAAAUCCACAACAGAAGACCAGUCUGAGCUAUCUUCAGCUCAAAGAACUCCUCCAUUGUCAAGAUCCAGUAAUGCUCUGGCUGACAACUCAGUCUUUGAGUCCAUGUCGAUGAUUUCUCCUGCAUUCACUCCAGUUCCUGCCGACUUCUCUCCUGCAUCGUCUUUGUAUGCCUCACAAUUGGACCUAGCAGAAGCUGUUGAGAAAGCUGCUAUUGCUACUGGCACAGCAUCCAGUUCACAGAUUGAUCCCAAUGCCGCUAUCAAAGCUGAGCGUGCUCCAGAUCAAACCAUCAAACAAAAGGCCAGUCUUAAAGAGAUACUGGCCAACGAAUCAGCAUUAUCAACAGCACAAACUUCAACAACGCUGGCACCUGGCCUGACAACCGACAAUACCAGCGUUCCACCACAUGUUAGAAAAGCAUCAGCUGCCGGACUCGUUGAACGCAGUCUUGAUGACGUGCUACCCGAGGUUAUCUGUGAGUCGAGAGCACGAAUCCCGACUACGUCAGGAACAGAGAUCUUCCUUCAUUUAUACCGCAACAACAUCGACAAUAAAGAGCAUCUGGCCAUUGUAUUUGGUCAAGAUAUCCAUUCUAAGACGUUAUUUGCCGCAAGACCUGGCGAGACCGAGCAAGAUCGUAUGACUCGAGGUGCUUAUGUUGGCCGGCUUUUCCCCGGCAGACAGCGUAGUGACGAAGGCGAACUGGCUACUCCGAAAUCCGAGCGGUCUCAUAAAGACACACUCGUACGGAUCCACUCUGAAUGCUACACGGGAGAGACUGCCUGGUCAGCACGAUGCGACUGUGGUGAACAGCUGGACGAAGCUGCUCGUCUCAUGGCCAAAGAAGGAUACGGAGUCAUUGUAUACCUACGACAAGAGGGCCGUGGUAUCGGACUCGGUGAGAAACUCAAGGCAUACAAUCUCCAAGAUCUUGGAGCCGACACAGUGACUGCUAAUCUGAUGCUGAGACACCCAGCUGACGCCCGAUCGUUCUCACUGGCCACGGCCAUUCUGCUCGAUCUCGGACUGGACCACAUCCGCCUGCUGACGAACAACCCCGACAAAAUCGUGGCCGUCGAGGGCAAACAGAAACAGAUCACCGUCACCGAACGUGUGCCCAUGAUCCCGCUGUCGUGGCAGAACAAGGGCGGGUUCAAGAGCCCCGAGGUCGACAAAUACCUCCAAACCAAAGUACAACGCAUGGGCCAUCUCCUGAACCUAUCUACCAUUUAA